Molecule: messenger RNA, 8591 nt
Organism: Scomber scombrus (Atlantic mackerel)
Lineage: Eukaryota; Metazoa; Chordata; Actinopteri; Scombriformes; Scombridae
Gene: myo9bl
Product: myosin IXb-like
Exons: 43
Coding region: 463-7362 (2299 amino acids)
Biological process (GO): intracellular signal transduction
Cellular component (GO): myosin complex
Molecular function (GO): microfilament motor activity; GTPase activator activity; ATP binding
Source: RefSeq, a predicted model, not a curated record
GAGAAAGGAAGUAGCGACAGGCUAGCUGGUUAGCCGGUCAGAAACCUCUCAGUCUGGCUGGGAAAGAAUGGACUUUUGAGCCUUUCUUAUCCCAGAGGCUGCUCCUCUUUAUUCAGUCAACGCCUGUAUAAGUAAGCUACAGUUUCUCGUCGGUGGGUUUUUAUAUUUUCUCCGCACCAGUUUCAAACCUUCAGAAAUGAGUCAACCCUGAUCUUUGUCUCUGUGGAGGGACUCCGCCGCUGUUAGCCUGCGUGAUACAAAGUCAGUCUCUUCAAAGGAGCAAAGAAACAAGAGACGGAAAAGCUGUGAGCAGACUUUUAUGUGUUUUAUCCCUUGGUUGAAUCGCGGGGAAUGCAGUUAAGGAUUACUCCAAGACAAUGAGAAAAACAGCCGGGAAAGGUGCUGUGUGGUGAGAGGGAGGCAGUGGGUGCGGCAUGCUGAGGCCACUCCCCCGGGCUCAGGAUGAGUGUUAGAGAUGGCGCUGCCAACAAGGCAACGAACGCAUGUGGAGGAGGGGGGGGAGGUGGGCCAGCUAGCCCAAACGAUCAUGAUGGCCGCUCAUACAUGCUCCAGAUCUACCCACGGCUGGCUACCCAGGCUGCCACCUGCUGCAAUCUUAAAGUGCAGAAGGAUGCAACAGCAGCCUCAGUGAUCUCGGAUGCUGCCUCGGCACUGGGGCUGGACCCUGGCCACCUGUAUGUGCUGGCAGAGGUGAAGGAAUGUGGCGGGGAAGAGUGGGUGCUGGAGGCCGGAGACAUGCCAGUUCAGAGGUUUCUGCUAUGGCCUCGGAAAGCCCAGGAGAAGCACCCUCAGAGCCUUGGCUUUUACUUCUUACUACAGGAGAGGAACCAUGAUGGCACUAUCCGUUAUGUCCACCUCCCGCUCCUGUCCAAGGAACAGGAGGCACAGCGGCUAGCCGCCAGGGGCUUCCUUCCCCCUCCACAAGACGACUUUGCAGACCUCUGCAACCUCCCCGUCCUCAAUGAGGACAGCAUAUUAAACAACCUGCGCACACGCUUCCACAAGAAAAAGAUCUACACCUAUGCAGGCAGCAUCCUCAUCGCCAUCAACCCCUUCAAGUUCCUGCCCAUCUACAACCCUAAAUAUGUCAAGAUGUACGAGAACCACCAGCUGGGCAAACUGGAGCCUCAUAUCUUUGCUAUCGCAGAUGUGGCGUACUACGCCAUGCUCAGGAAGAGGGUCAACCAGUGCAUUGUCAUCUCUGGAGAGAGUGGCUCAGGCAAGACGCAGAGUACCAACUUCCUGAUCCACUGUUUGACUGCACUCAGCCAGAAGGGCUAUGCCAGUGGUGUAGAGAGGACCAUACUGGGCGCUGGACCAGUUCUGGAGGCCUUCGGAAACGCCAAGACAGCCCACAACAACAACUCUAGCCGCUUUGGUAAAUUCAUCCAGGUUAAUUACCUGGAGAGUGGAGUGGUCCGAGGAGCUGUGGUGGAGAAGUAUCUCCUGGAGAAGUCUCGUCUGGUCUCCCGGGAGAAGAAUGAGAGGAACUACCACGUUUUUUACUAUCUGUUGUUGGGAGCUUCAGAUGGGGAGAGGAAGGAAUUUAAGUUGCUGCCACCUGAAGAAUACUUCUACCUCAAGCAGCACAACUUUAAGAUAGAAGAUGAGGAGGAUCUGCAUCAUGAAUUUGAAAGGCUUCAGCAGGCAAUGGAGAUGGUUGGCUUCCUUCCAGCCACCAAGAAACAGAUCUUUUCUGUGCUUUCGGCCAUCCUGUAUCUGGGCAACGUGACCUACAGGAGGAAGUCAACAGGCCGAGAUGAAGGUUUGGAUGUUGGGCCGCCGGAGGUCCUGGCCACUCUCUCUGACCUGCUAAAGGUCAAAGAGGAGUUGCUGGUUGAAGCGCUGACCAAAAGGAAAACAGUGACAGUCAAUGACAAGCUGAUCCUCCCGUACAGCCAACCUGAGGCUAUCACAGCCAGAGAUUCCAUGGCUAAAUCUCUGUACAGUGCCCUGUUUGACUGGAUCGUCCUACGCAUCAAUCACGCACUGCUAAACAAGAAAGACAUGGAGGAAUCUGUCCCAUGCUUGUCCAUUGGUGUCCUGGACAUUUUUGGCUUUGAAGACUUUGAGACCAACAGCUUUGAACAGUUCUGUAUCAACUACGCAAACGAGCAGCUGCAGUAUUAUUUCAACCAUCACAUCUUCAAUCUGGAGCAGGAGGAGUACCAAGCAGAGGGAAUCACCUGGCACAACAUCGAUUACAUAGACAAUGUGGGCUGUAUUCAUCUCAUCAGCAAGAAGCCCACUGGCCUGCUCUACCUGUUGGAUGAAGAGAGCAACUUUCCCCAUGCCACAGAUGAGACAUUGUUGGCCAAAUUCAAGCAGCAACACCGGGGAAACAAAUACUUUGUGCCCACACCAGUCAUGGAGCCUGCCUUCGUCAUUCGACACUUUGCUGGGAAAGUCAAAUAUCAAGUCAAGGAUUUCCGUGAGAAAAACACAGACCACAUGCGUCCAGACAUUGUGGCGUUGUUGCGGAGCAGCGACAGCGCUUAUGUUCGGCAGCUCAUUGGCAUGGACCCUGUGGCAAUGUUUCGCUGGGGCAUCCUGCGCGCUACCGUUAGAGGCAUCGCAGCUUUCAACGAGGCUGGACGCUCCUGGGCCUCUAAGAGUUCAGGUGUUGUCCGUCCAAUCUCCAGAACUCCUUUAGGAGAGCUUCAACGGUCCAAUGCCCCAAUAGAAAGAAUGUACAAAGACAUGCAUGCACAGAUCAUCAGCUCCAUUAAGAACUUGCAGCUGGAUGGUGAGGACCCUCGCAAGCUGCUGCAGUCCUGGGGUCGCCUCCGUUUCCCUCGACACGUCCUCCAGAAAAACAAGAGCAUCAAACAGAGGCAGAUCAUCCCUAAGAAUUUGAUAGAUUCUCGGUCUCUGAAGUUCAUUGUGAGCUUGACACUGCACGAUCGCACUACCAAGUCGCUGCUCCAUCUGCACAAGAAGAAGAAACCCCCCAGCAUCAGUGCCCAGUUCCAGACCUCUCUGACCAAACUCUUGGAAACUCUGAACAGAGCAGAGCCUUUCUUCAUUCGGUGCAUCCGCUCCAAUGCCGAGAAGAAGGAGAUGUAUCUGGAUGAGGCCUUGGUGGUUCAGCAGCUUUGUUAUACAGGAAUGCUGGAAACUGUUCGCAUCAGGAGGUCAGGCUACGGAGCCAAGUACACAUUCCAGGAGUUUUUAGAGCAUUUCAGGGCUCUGCUGCCAAAGAACUCCAUUGCCUCCAGGGAGGACAUCUUAGCACUGCUUGAGAAGAAGAUGGGCCUGGACCCCACCACAUACCAGAUAGGCAAAACUAAGGUGUUCUUGAAAGAGCUGGAGCGACAGCAUCUGCAGGACUCGUUGCACAAAGAUGUAAUGCGUAAGAUCAUCUUCCUUCAGCGCUGGUUCAGAGGUCGCCUGCAGAGGAAAGAGUUUCUGGACAUGAAACAGGCUGCCGUCUUGAUCCAGCGUAAAUGGCGCAGGUACUGGAAGCUACGGGCUGCCACGAUAAUCCAGGCUGCUUGGAGAGGCCACAGACAGAGAUCAGAGUUCCACCGCCAAAGACAGGGUGCCACUAAAAUACAAGCCCUGGUCAGAGGCCACUCAGCACGCAGGAGGGUCAACUCCAUACGUGAGGAGAAACAGAAAAAGGAGGACGAGGCAAAAGAAGCUCAGAGGAGGGUAGAAGAAGAAGAAAGAAGGAGGAUUGAAGAGGAGGAGGAAGCAAGGAGGAGGAUGGAAGAAGAAGAAGUAAGAAGAAAGGCAGAAGAGGAGGAGGCAAGGAGGAGAGCAGAAGAGGAGGAGGCAGCCAGGAAAGCGCAGGAAGCUAUGGCUGAAGCAGCAGCACAGAAACAGAGAGAGGAAGAAGAGAAAAGACGAGCAACAGAGCCUCAAACAAGAGAGGAUCCGGAUAUAGAGCUGGUCACAGAAGAGAUGCUGGAUGACAACCUUCCAGUCCAGGAGAGAGGAGAGGAGGACAGAGAGAUCACAGUAAGCUCACAUCCAGACGAGGAACAGGGCAAGGAUGAUGAGGAUGAUGAUGAAUCGCUUGAAGCAGAUGAAGAGUGUGGAUCUCCCACUUCUGAUUUAGAGACCAACGGUUCCCCGGCUGGGGCUGGACCUCAGCUGCACGAGAAAGAAGAGGACGAUUCGGAGAACCAAACACUAGAAAAGUCAAAUACAAAACCUGGUCUGCCCUCCGAUGGGGCCGACUCAGAUGCACUUACAACCAUAUCCCCAGGUCAGCAGGGGGAUAAACAGGCUCCCGGCACUACCUCCACAACUCCCCAUGCUGACCAGAAGAGAGCACAACCCCCAGUUAAGGGCCAGACAUCCAGGAGCCAGGAGAAGAGGGAGCAGAGGAGACGAAGAGGGCUAGAGCACAACCAGAGAGAGAGUGAACGAGCUGCCUCGACCACCUCCUCCUCCUCCUCCUCAGAUGUUAGCAAGGAGCAAACGUCACCACCGAAGAGCAAAAGCCAGGAGACAAAGCUAAAAGAACGGGCGGACAGCAAGGAGCUUGACCAGUACACUUUUGUGGCCUGGAAAAUGAAGGACGACAAAGGAGGGAAGAAGGAGGCCAAAACUUCUCCUCCCUCUGCUGGUCCUGUUCGUCCAUCCACAUUAUCCUUGCAGCCUGCCGACUCUGUGCCCGAGAGAAACGGCCUGGGAGAGGGCGCCGGAGCAGUAAACUUGCAGCGCCGGCCUGGUGCAAUAAAGGAGAAGCCAGAGAAGUGGAGAGGCAGGAGGAGUGAUGGAGACCAGUCUGAAAACAGCCCUCCUCCACCUCACAACAGAGAGGAAAGGAGGACAAAACACUCACUGAGUGAGACAGCAUCCUCAUCAGUUGACAGUUUGUCUCCAGGCUCUGAGGGUGCUGGUGCUUUUUCAUCCAGAGAGACGACUUCAUACCCAGAAAGCCAAGCUGAGUCCUCCAAGGGCUCCCUCCGAAGAAGACACCAUGAUAGUUCUGGUUACCAAGAACCCCCCCCAAUCCCAUCCACACCAGACAAGCCAAGUGGUUUCUUCAGCAAGAUUUUGAAAAAGCGCCCCAAGGAGGCCCACACCCCAGACAACGGAGACCUGACACACUCUCAGAUUCUCAGUGAUAAUUCAGCAGGAGGGGAAGCCUCAUCGUCUGGACACCAAUCUCGACCUCCCUCCCAGUCUCACGGGGACCGCGCUGGAAAAGGUUUAAGCCGUAACCCCACCAUUAAAAUCAGUCGCGCCACUCGGGUCUCUGAGCAGUGGAAUGCCUCGCUGGAUCGGGAGAUCACCAACGCCAAUGAACUGCGGCAGCUUGAUGAGUUUCUGGGCAACCAGGUCAAUGAUUUCCGCUCCAGAGGGAAGUCCCUGUCAGAUGCAGAGGGCAUCUUUGUAUCAGCCACCAUGCAGUUCAGAGACACUAUCAAAUCCAUGUAUUCUCUCCCAAAACCCUUGAUCGGCUACAAAGGUCUGAUGACAGGCUACCAGAACCAAGUGAUCCGCCUGGCGGGAGACCAACAGAAAGGAGAGGUCAAACUUGUAACCAACCUGUUCCAGUCGGUGCUGGAUGGCUUCAUCAGAGGAGAGAUAAAGAAGGCGGAGGCUGAGCCUGCAAAGCCUCCUAAAACAAGAAAGAAAAGGCGGAAAAAAGAUAAAAGUAUGGAGAGUCCCCUGGAUCAUGUUUUCACCAACUAUCAGGUCAACAUCAUGCAAUCAUGUGACCAGUGUAUGUCUUAUAUAUGGGGCAUGGAAAAGGCCUACAUGUGCAGCUAUUGUAAAAUGGUGUGCCACAAGAAGUGUAUCUGCAAGAUAGUGACGGACUGCUCCACCUUCUGUGCCAAAAAGAGUGACGAGGAGUCUGGUGGUCAGCACUUCGGGGUACGUGUUGGUCACCUGGUCAACGAUAAGAAUCCAGUACCCAUGGUGCUGGAGAUGAUGCUGGAGCACGUGGAGAUGCAUGGCCUCUACACUGAGGGCAUCUACCGCAAGUCUGGCUCAGCCAACCGCAUGAAAGAGCUGCACCAGCGACUAGAGACCGACCCACACCUGGUCUGCCUCGAAGACUAUCCCAUCCACACAGUGACAGGCCUGGUGAAACAGUGGUUGAGGGAGCUGCCAGAUCCACUCAUGACCUUCACACAUUAUAGCGACUUCCUGCAUGCAGUGGAACUGCCGGAGAAACACGAGCAGCUUCAAACCAUCUACAGAGUGCUGGAUGAGCUUCCAACGGCAAACUACAACACAUUGGAGAGACUCAUCUUUCACCUCGUCAUGGUUUGUAAAAACGAAGGUGCCAACCGCAUGUCCUCUAACUCGUUGGCCAUAGUGUUUGCUCCGUGUAUCCUACGCUGCCCAGACAGCGCAGACCCCCUGCUCAGCAUGAAGGACGUCGCCAAGACCACCACAUGUGUGGAGAUGAUCAUCAAUGAGCAGAUCAAACGCUACAAUGAGAAGAUGGAGGAGAUCGAGCAGCUGGAGUACGCAGAGACUCUGGCUGUAAAUCAGUUAAAACUCAAGAGAAAGAACACGCACUGCUGGCAUUUACCUCUCAGGUUCUCAGCUCCUUACAAAGGAGUGGUGAUGCACGAGAAGGCCAGCUCUGAUCUCAGCGUAGUCCCUGAGAACGAGCCUCUGGACUCAGACACAGAGGCGGAGAAGAACCUGGUGGAGCGCAUCAAGUCCAUCAAACAGGAGAAAGAGGAUCUGGCCUGUCGCCUGCCAGAAAUGGACCAGCCUGGUUCAGACCAGGAGAACUUGGACUCCGAAGCCUCGAUGAGCUCUGAAAGUCUCUUGGACGAGCAGCAGCGCUCCUCUGCCCACAGCUCAGAGCCUGAAGGAAGAGGUUGCCCUCAGAUGAGGAGAAACAGGCCAGUUUUCCCACCCAAACCAUCAGACCUGGCUCAGCGACCUAAAAUCCCCGGUGGACGCAUAUCUUUGCCAAACCUCACCCGUGCUAGCUCCUCCUCUUCUGUGUCCAGCUGCGCUUCUUCAACCUCUGAAUCCUCCUUCCGGCAUCCGCUGCAACGUCGCAACCCUGUCAUCCCAGGCACGGUUAAACUCCCCCCAGGCAUCCUCUCCCAGUCUGUAGCCUCGAGUCCUGCUCAGACUUACAUCCCUCCUGGAAGUCGAGCCUUUAAACACUUGAUGAGGAGAAGAGAGCAGCCCGGCCGUCGUAAAGACAGCACCCAGUCCCUGUACAUCGACGGCGCCGAGUGUGACCUGUUGUUGCAAUUUUCCUCUUGCCCUCCCUCCGCUUCCUCCUCCUCUUCCUCCAUCGCCUUGGUUACACCCCCUCCUCCAUACCAGCACCAUGAGACACAAGCCUCCAAAGGCCAGAGACGUUUUUCUGACCCAGACAUUCCUUAUAUGGAUGAUGACGUCUGACAAGGGCAGAGCAGAAAAGAUGUAGAAGUAAAAAGGAUUAUGGGCUGUUUGAAGCGAUGUUUGAGUUUACAGAAGGAAAAAGGUAUAAAUGACAUACAGUUGCCACGAAUGACAAUGAUUGACUUUGAAAAGCGAGGACAGAAUAAAAAUCAAGGAUCCCUGUGCAACCUCUACAUGUGGGGUGGAGAUGAGAGAACGCGUGAGGAGACACAGCGGUUCAGCUUUGUUGCUGUUGUUAGUGGAAACUAAUCAAGGAACUGCAAAUGUUUUUCUCAAGUCUUGUUGUCUUAUAUGACAGUAAAGAUAUCUGGGCGAGAUGUUGCCAAGCACCUUUUCUAUAAUUUUAAUGUAUUGAGGUUACUAGUGAUGAAUCCAUUCGCAACACAAGCGAUAUUUUCUGUAGCCUCAUUAUAACGGGCCAGCAAAUUCUUUCUCCUGUCUUUUUUUUUUUUAACACAUUUGUGCUAAUUCAAGGAAAUUUUGCAGGUUCCAGUCGCACUUUUUCCAUGUGUGAAACCCACAUGCUCACUGAAUUAUUAGUUUGUGCCUUGAUAAUGUACAUAAAGUGGAAAGAAACUCAUUUUUAUGUCAUGUUAAAUGCUUAGAGAGGGAGGGAUGGUUUUUCAGGAUGGGGGGGGGGGGAAUACCUUUUAUGUCUUACACCUAUGAGUUAAAUUGUACUGAACCGACACGACAUGUUUGAAACAAGGCCCUAAAAUGCAUGUUGUGACUGUCGUGUGUACAAGUGCUCAGUCACACCCGCUACAAUGGACAACGAGCUCUUUCCCACGUUCACCUUUGACCUGCCGCACGGCAGACAUCAGAUAGGAAGUCAUUGCCUUCACCCAGCAAAGGGAAAACGGGAGCAGCACAUGCCACUUUUCCUUUUGAAGCCACAAAAAACACACAAAAACCCAGCCACCACGCAAAAAAACGUGCCACAAUGUCUUUAAAGCUCGAAGUCCUCGACCUCAUUUUUCCUUUUCUGAACUUAACAUUGCUUCACUCGACUGUGGACAGUCUCAUAACCAGCAGGUUCGGCUGGAGCACAGCUUUGGCCAACUUACUUUGAAAUGUAAUACUAAUGUUCCUCUCUGACUGCUGUUGAAUGAUGUUUGUCUGGAUUAUGAGGAAGAUGUGUAAUGUGUAACAGAGAGUGUAUGGUUGGGACUGAAUGACGUGAACUGUAAUGGUUAUUAGUAUUAACAUGACAAUACAGAAAUUGAUGC